This is a messenger RNA of Entrophospora sp. SA101, 222 nucleotides long. The record is from the annotation of a GenBank genome assembly. NCBI's taxonomy places the organism in Eukaryota, Fungi, Glomeromycota, Glomeromycetes, Entrophosporales, Entrophosporaceae.
AUGUCGACUCAACCACUUCUUCAAGGUCCACUUCAAAAACGCAUAGUUCUCCCAACUAGAGUUGAACCUAAAGUAUUUUUUGCCAACGAACGUACCUUUUUAUCCUGGCUUCAAUUUACUGUUGUCCUGGGUGGUUUGGCAAUUGGUCUCCUCAACUUCGGUGAUGAUAAAGUCGCCAGGAUUUCUGGAGCAGUAUUCACUUUACUUGGGCCUCCAAGAUAA